AUGCCUCUGAUUCGCCCAUCCGGCAAGUUUGUCGAAGAUGCAAAACAGCCAAACAUCCACCGCACCAAUCAUGAAGGGCGUGCGGAAUCCCCCCCGCUGUUUGUCAAUUCUAGGGCUAAGAAUAUAAUGAGAGGCCAGCGUCGGGCUGUGACAUCUGAGAUAUUUGGCAAUCGAACAGACACUGAAACCAGCAUGAACACUAAUGACCUCCCCUCCUCCCGGCUAGAGAAAGCUCUUCGGUACCUCCUGAAAGAUAAUAAUACACAGCAUCCAUCAUGCAGCCAUUGCACCCAUCAUAACGACCCCGAAUGGAUCCUGGAAUUGGAAACUUGGUCGCAAUUAGAGGCGUUCCGACAAGCACUAUGCCAGCGUCCUGCUCUCCCCAAGAUCCCUGCCGAAAACUUGGAAGAUAUUGAGGCUGUGAUCACAUAUCGCGAUAGCCACAAUCUCUUAACGUCCGCGAAGACCAUCUCACCAAGCGUGGUCUUAAAGUGCCAAGAGGAGAACCCAUCUUCCCUGCAGAUUUCCUGCUGGAAGGGAGACAUCACGGCCCUGAACGGACGUCACUGCAAUUGUCAACGCGGCGAACGCGCAACUCGAAGGAUGUUUCCGUCCGGCCCACCGCUGCAUCGACAAUGGCACUUAGAGCCGGUUGGAUCAGCUCAAGUGACGCCAGGUUUUCUGCUCCAAGCGCCAUGGGUUCUCCAUACAGUCGGACCGCAGAUGCGUCCUGGCACGAAGCCGCAGACCAAACACAGACAGCAACUUGCUUCGUGUUACAAGUCUUGCAUGAGUGCGACCGAGUCACUUCCCCCGUUGGCAGACGGCCGCAAAGUCAUCGUAUUCUGCUGUAUAUCGACUGGCUUGUUCGCCUUCCCCUCGGACAUAGCGGCUUCGAUCGCCGUGGACACGGUGGUCUCCUGGUACAAAGAACACCCGGACACGACAAUCACAGACGUUAUCUUUGAUACAUUCCUUGAAAAAGAUUGGACCCUUUACCAGCAGAUUCUUUCCGACCUCGAAGGCCCCGAGGUGACCCUACACAGACCUCAGCCGCUAGGCCUCCAACGAGCGAACCUCCCCAUCCCCAUUGUCAACCCCUCCAUCGCAAAAGCACGAAGCUGGCUUGACGAUGCAACCCAUCUCAUCAUCUCCGCAGGCGCAGGUCUCUCCGCAGCCACAGGACUAGACUACACCUCCACCUCACUCUUCGAAACACACUUCCCCGCCUUCAAAGCACAAGGCUUGAACAGGCUCUACGACACCUUCGGGUACGAUAACUGGACCAGCCCCGCGCAUAAAUGGGGGUACUAUAUCCUACACCUCAACCUCGUCCGCAACUGGCCCACAUCACCGCUCUACGGGACGCUCCGCGCGCUCGUUUCCCGGUUCCCACGUGAGAAUUACUUCGUUCGAACGACGAAUGCGGAUGGCUUCUUCGUGAAGAACGGCUUUGAUGCCUCGCGCGUGGCAACGCCGCAGGCGGAUACCGGUUUCUGCAGUGCUAUGCGAAGUGUCGCCCCGAUGCGGUGA
Messenger RNA from Penicillium chermesinum, 1533 nucleotides. RefSeq lists its product as uncharacterized. The transcript has 3 exons. The record is from RefSeq and is a predicted model, not a curated record. Lineage: Eukaryota; Fungi; Ascomycota; Eurotiomycetes; Eurotiales; Aspergillaceae. Bases 1 to 1533 code for a protein of 510 amino acids.